UGAUAUACCACACUCGUGUCCAUCACAACUAAAAGUUUCUCCUCUCUCCUCUCUCUCACUCUUUCUCAUAAAAAAGUAAAACCUGCAACAAUUAUAAGCCCAAAAUCCCAUUUGACCAACAUGGACAAAGCCUAGUGGGUUUUUCUAUAUCUUUCAGUGCCUUCUUCCUCCUCUGUUUCUCACAAACCCAAAAGAUGAAGAGAGAUCACCGCGAAAGCUGUGCAACUGUAACUGCACGUCAAAACAAUUCCAAACCGGAAUACUCAUCACCCCCGUCUUCCGCCCUGAACGGCAAGGCCAAGAUUUGGGAAGAUGACCAAGAUGGGUACAGCGCAGGCGGCGACAUGGAUGAGCUGCUUGCCGUUUUGGGGUACAAGGUUCGGUCCGACGACAUGGCCGACGUGGCGGAGAAGCUCGAGCAGCUCGAAAUGGUCAUGGGGUCGGCUCAGGAAGAUGGGAUUUCUCAGCUCUCUGACACCGUCCACUACAACCCGUCGGAUCUCUCCGGGUGGGUCCAGAGCAUGCUCUCUGAGCUCAACACAGGCGACGAUAUGCCCUCAAUCGACGACCCUCUUCUCGUUCCGGCUCAGUCCUCGUCGAUAACCUCGAUGAGCUUCUCCAAUUCCCAGCGGAGUCGAGUUUUCAGCGACGAUUCUGAAUACGAUCUCAGGGCUAUUCCGGGCGUGGCGGCGUACCCGCCAGCUUAUUCGCCGUCGGAUACCGAGAGUACGAGAAAGCGAUUGAAGGCCUCAAUUGGGUCCGAUUCUAAUGGGUCUAGUUCCGGCGCUGUAUCCGAUCCGACUCGGCCUCGAGUCCUGGUUGACUCGCAAGAAACGGGCGUGCGGCUCGUCCACACACUCAUGGCCUGUGCAGAGGCUGUCCAGCAGGAAAAUUUGAAGCUUGCAGACGCGCUUGUGAAGCACGUGGGCCUACUCGCGGCUUCCCAAACCGGCGCUAUGAGAAAAGUCGCCACGUACUUCGCUGAAGCUCUGGCUCGUCGGAUUUACCGAAUUUACCCUCAGGAUUGCCUCGAUUCUUCGUACUCGGACAUCCUCGAGAUGCACUUUUACGAGACCUGCCCUUAUCUGAAAUUUGCUCACUUCACUGCCAACCAGGCAAUACUCGAGGCUUUUGCCACCGCGAGAAGAGUACACGUCAUCGAUUUCGGGCUUAAACAGGGGAUGCAGUGGCCAGCGCUCAUGCAGGCGCUGGCACUCAGGCCUGGUGGGCCACCUGCGUUUCGCCUGACGGGAAUUGGCCCGCCGCAGCCCGACAACACUGACGCCUUGCAGCAGGUAGGAUGGAAGUUGGCCCAACUGGCCGAAACUAUCGGGGUUGAGUUUGAAUUCCGAGGCUUCGUCGCCAAUAGCCUGGCGGACCUCACGCCGUCCAUGCUCGACAUCCGCCCGUCAGACGUCGAGGUUGUGGCGGUGAAUUCGGUUUUCGAGCUUCACCGCCUCUUGGCUCGACCCGGGGCGGUAGAUAAGGUGUUGUCAUCAAUCAAGGCCAUGAAGCCUAAGAUUGUGACAAUUGUGGAGCAGGAGGCGAACCAUAACGGGCCGGUUUUCCUGGACCGGUUCACGGAGGCAUUGCAUUAUUAUUCAAACUUGUUUGACUCGCUGGAGGGAUCAUCGGGGCCGAGUCAAGAUUUGGUCAUGUCCGAGGUGUAUUUGGGCAGGCAGAUCUGCAACGUGAUGGCAUGUGAAGGUGGGGACCGAGUUGAGCGACACGAGACGCUGAGUCAGUGGCGAGGCCGGAUGGACUCGGCCGGGUUCGACCCGGUCCACCUCGGCUCGAACGCGUUCAAGCAGGCUAGCAUGCUGCUGGCUCUUUUCGCCGGCGGAGAUGGGUAUCGGGUGGAGGAGAACAAUGGGUCUCUCAUGCUUGGGUGGCACACACGGCCGCUCAUAGCCACCUCGGCUUGGCAGCUGGCGAGCACAACCGAGUGAAUGUGUGAGUCAACUCAGUGUUCAGUAAGCUAGAGAACCGACUCUAAAGAACCUUUGGUGGUGGUGAUUGAUUGAUUGCACCACUGGGCACCCAAUGGGGUGCGACACUGUGACCAUGUGAGUUGUGACUUGUCAGUAGAGAGAGAGUGGGGACUACAGCCAAAAGUGAAACUGUAAAACCAAUCCAAUCCAAUCGAGUGGUGUAAUACUGUGCAGUUGUAAUUGCAAUGGUGGUUUUUUAUGCUUGACGUGGAAGAGCAACUUAUAUAGACCGGAACCACUGUUACAUGACAUUCCGAUUUAAUAGUGCAUUGUCAUUUAGAGGAAAACUUGAACAUGAUCAUGCAUUAUUGAAUAGGAAGGCUAUGUAGUGGUUGAUGAGGUUUAUGUAAGUCAUUUUCCUAAUGUCGCUCCUGGUCAGAUUUCUGCUCGUAUUUAAGUUUUCUAGGGUUUUUUUUUUUUUUUUUUUUUUUUUUUUUUUUUUUGUAGGCCCGUCUGCAUAAUUUCAAGUUGAAGAGUUCUUCCAACAAGGGGGAUCAAUGAAUCAUUGAGAGAAUGUGUAAUUAUCUUUCUUUCUUGAAUAAAAAUGAUGAGCAUUGAUUCUUGAA
Molecule: messenger RNA, 2557 nt
Organism: Pyrus x bretschneideri (Chinese white pear)
Lineage: Eukaryota; Viridiplantae; Streptophyta; Magnoliopsida; Rosales; Rosaceae
Product: DELLA protein GAI-like
Exons: 1
Coding region: 195-1949 (584 amino acids)
Biological process (GO): response to abscisic acid; jasmonic acid mediated signaling pathway; negative regulation of seed germination
Cellular component (GO): nucleus
Molecular function (GO): sequence-specific DNA binding; DNA-binding transcription factor activity
Source: RefSeq, a predicted model, not a curated record